This is a messenger RNA of Homarus americanus (American lobster), 3236 nucleotides long. It is a transcript of the gene Myd88, whose product is annotated as myeloid differentiation primary response protein MyD88-like. Gene Ontology annotation, molecular function: Toll-like receptor binding; TIR domain binding. The transcript is spliced from 9 exons. NCBI's taxonomy places the organism in Eukaryota, Metazoa, Arthropoda, Malacostraca, Decapoda, Nephropidae. Gene Ontology annotation, cellular component: plasma membrane. The record is from RefSeq and is a predicted model, not a curated record. Gene Ontology annotation, biological process: innate immune response; positive regulation of canonical NF-kappaB signal transduction; Toll signaling pathway. The coding region runs from base 683 to 2131 and encodes 482 amino acids.
GAAUUGUGAACUCUAGGAACAACGUGUCAGAAAAUGUUGUGACGGCACCGACACCAAGCAUUAACCCUUUCAAGACCAGACUUGACCAACAAUGGAGUAGGUGGAUACAUUCAGGAGUCAGUGCAUGCCCAGGACAGUACUUGCCAACAAUGAGUAACAGAGACGCGAUCGACCGCCCGAGCAGUUAACAAGCCCAUCAGUGGCCAAGAGGAUAAAAGAAAAAAAAAAUAAAUAUGGCCAUGGGCCAAUUAUUUUGAGUAUUGAGUUAUUAGUAAAUUUGAGAUGUUAGUUGUUCUUAAACCAUGUCAGUUGGUACCGAAAAACGUGUGAUAAGUGUUAGGGUCACACUAGAUAACAGCCUUCUCACCUGUGUCCCGGGCAAGGUUCUAACACUUGACACUCGUGAAGUUAUGCGCGUUUUAAAUUGCUGCGCCAUUAUCACAGUGUGGACAUAAUGAGUCAGACAGCCACAAAAUUAGUUUUAAUAAUUACGAAGAAAGAUGAUUAAAGAGUUUUCAACAAUACAAUAAAAACACUGAUGUGUCCAAGAAUUAUCAGCGAAAGAAAAUGUUACUUGUGAACGGACAGAAAGUGUGUUCUCAACCCAGUCAGCUGACAGACGUAAACAACAUAAGACAACCCCUUCACCUGCAGCAAGCAACAGGUACUUUGUGAAGUUGACAUGCCUUUGCGCCGAAAGGAAGUGGCUGAGGGUCCGAUAAGACUCCUUAGUUUUGUAACGCGACAGCAUAUGGCAACAAGACUUGACUCACGGAAAGUACUGUUGGCAGCCCAAGGAGUACAUAGGGACUGGAGAGGUGUAGCAGAACAAGCAAAUCUUGAUGUGAGCAGCAUUAGCUGUUGGGGUAAAAUAUCUCCGACUGAGCAUUGUUUACACAUAUGGGGCCAAAAAUGUGGUACGGUGCAGCAGUUAUGGAACUUUCUCGAGGCAAUGGAUCGCUUCGAUGUCAUUGAUGACACUUUAGAAAUGAUUUAUGCUGACUAUGAUAAGUGCAUGAGCCAAGGCGGUGGAGCCCUGGCAGCCCUCCCUCCACCCAUGGAUCAGUUAGUGUCUGAUGUAGCCACUUAUGAUAGCAAUGUUCUCACAGUUGAUGAUCACAGAAACUUGAGCAUGGGAUUGGGACUUCAACAAUAUACUGCACUAGUUUUGUUUGCUGAUGAAGACAUCGACUUUGUUCAGGAAAUGGUUGAGAAAUUGGAAGGGGAUUAUGGUCUCAAGCUCUGCCUAAAAGAUAGAGAUUUAGUUGGAGGUCUUCAAUUUGAGUCAGACAGCAUUGUGAGACUUAUAAUUGAGCGGUGUACCAGAGUCAUUGUCAUCUUGUCACCCGAGUUUUUAGCGUCGAGUGCUAACAACUUCUUCAUACUGUUUGCUCAUGCUCUCAGUGUAGAUCAACGCCGACGCAUUGUCAUUCCCUGUCUCCACAAACCAUGUGUCAAGCCGGCCGUAAUAAGUUUCUGUCACUCCCUCGACUAUUAUCGUGCUAAAGGAUAUUGGAACUACUGGGAAAAAUUACGUGACUCAUUAACUUUUCAGCCACAUGUUGGAUCCAGCAUUACAAGUGGUGAGUCACGAGUGAGGAUACGUGAAGUUUCUGGCUCUUCUACGUCAUCCCAGGUCUCGGCUAAUUCCUUAAGUGUUACCACUCCCUCGCCUUCACAAUCUCCAAAUUUUUUUUCCAAGUUUUUGCGGAGAUCAGAUGCUAAAGUGAAGAGCAAGUCUGGUUCGUCAUCCUUGGAAGAUUCUAGUCAGAUUGGCAAGUCUUCUCUCUCUGAAAGUGAAACUAAUCCUCUGGAAGCAAGUGAUCAGAAAACUUCUGCAGGUUCAAAUGGCUAUCCCUGCAGUCCUUCCAUCCCUAUACGAGAAAUGUCUGCAAGGCCUGUUUUACACCUCGGCCCCUCAUCAGCCUCGGGGGAAUCCAGUGACUACACGGCCAUUUUUCAGAGCUUACCUGAUGUUCCUGAGACUUCUCCGUACAACAGUCCCAUGAACACUACCAGUUCUACUGCCCACUUAAUUCCUGAGGAGUCUUCAGCCAACUCAAGGUCUCCUUCUAAAUUUUUCGAUAAAAUUUUUAAAGGAAAGCCGAAAAAACACAGAGUUUCUAGUUAAUAUUUAGCUUUCAGUUUCACAAGAAUCUUUUAUCAAAUAAGGUAUCAAGAGUAAAAUAAGGGGCUAAGAAUAAAAUAUAUUGAAUAAUAAUAUAAAUCUCAGAUUUAAUUUCAGUGAGUUCCAGAGAUUAUAUAUCUGUACUUGUGAUGUAUCAUGAUAAUUUAUUUUAAUAAAAUAAAUUAUCCAUGAUUAUCUAUGUAUGACCACUUUUUUCUUAGUGUCCUCAGUGUGAUUCUGUGAAAUUACACAUUAUAGUACAGUACUGUACUCUGUGCAGUUAUAUAUUUUCAAAAGUUAUGUUUCCAGCAAAAUACCUGUUUUGAAGAUGUUACAGUAAAUCACAUUUUCCUUUAAUUAAAAAUAGAAAAAUAAGAAAUUAAAAUUAAUUUUCAAAAUGGUAUGUUUACAAUAUGUUAUUGCUCAAGAUUUUAACUUUUGCAAAUUUAUCUACAACUUGUGAUGUGAUCAUAUUACCAAAUACUGUACACAUCUCAUUUCCUUUAACAGCACGUUCUUCUGAAUAAUUUGAAUUUCUAACAAUUCAUUCCAUUAUGUAUGUCAUCAAUUUUGCUUGAUAUUAUAUGUCCAACACUCCUACCACAUCUUCGUCAUUCCUUUCAUAUCUGAUCUUUUAUUUCCCAACACUUACACAAAUACCGUUUGUCUUUGAGCAUUCCACAACCACUAUUUCUAUGCACUGUAGUCUCAUGACAUCAGCACUUGAUCCAUACUUCAUUGACUACUCUUCUAGUGAAUUUGAAAGUAUUGUUGGUGCAUUCCUCAUUCUUUGCCUUUGCCAGAGACUUAUUAUCUCCUUAAUUGCCAGAUAAUGCUUUCUAAACUGUUUAAUGUUGGUACAUAACUACAGAUUCAUUAUUCUGUUCACAUCAUGAUAUAUUUCAAAAUAAUCUCACAGAAUAUGUCAAAUAUUCCCAAAAGAGGAGCACUAUCUUGUAUUGAUGCACUUCAACAACAGUUAGUCUUGACAUACAGUACAGGUAGUUCUGCUAUAACGCGAUAAUUGUGUUCUUGUAAAAUAUCGUGUUAUAGAAAAUCGCGUAAUAGAAAUAACAGGGCUUAUGGAGAAAAUAGGGUUAGGUGCAGA